ACCAUGGACGACCGCAUGUCCUCCUUCAUCGUCGGCAGCAACUACCAGGUCCUCGACGUCAUCGGCGAAGGGGCCUAUGGCAUCGUCUGCUCUGCUCUCCACGUCCCAUCCCAGCGAAAGGUUGCCAUCAAGCGCAUCACUCCCUUCGACCACUCCAUGUUCUGUCUCCGCACCCUCCGCGAAAUCAAGCUUCUCCGCCACUUCCACCACGAGAACAUCAUCUCAAUACUCGACAUCCUCCGCCCACCAAGCCUAGACGAUUUCAAAGAGGUUUACCUCGUUCAGGAGCUCAUGGAAACCGAUCUCCACCGUGUCAUCCGCACCCAGCAGCUCAGCGAUGACCAUUGUCAAUACUUCAUCUAUCAGACCCUCCGCGCUCUUAAAGCACUCCACUCAGCCGACGUACUCCAUCGCGACCUGAAGCCGUCUAAUCUCCUGCUGAACGCAAACUGCGAUCUCAAGCUUUGCGAUUUCGGUCUCGCUCGAUCCGCGCGACCCCCGCCCAAUGUCGCAAAUGACAGUAGCACGUUCAUGACAGAAUAUGUCGCAACCAGGUGGUACCGCGCCCCAGAAGUCAUGCUCACGUUCAAGGAAUACACCCGCGCUAUCGAUAUAUGGAGUGUCGGCUGUGUUCUCGCAGAAAUGCUCAGUGGCAAGCCGCUCUUUCCGGGCAGAGACUACCACCACCAGCUGUCUAUCAUCUUGGAUAUUCUCGGCACCCCAUCGCUCGACGACUUCUACGCGAUCACUUCGCAACGUUCCCGCGAAUAUAUACGUGCCUUGCCCUUCCGGAAGAAGAAGCCGUUUAGUCAACUUUUCCCCACUGCCAAUCCGCUCGCGAUUGAUCUGAUGGAGAAGUGCUUAACGUUCAGCCCUAAGCGACGAAUUGAAGUAGAAGACGCGCUGAAGCAUCCCUACUUGGAGGCAUAUCACGAUCCGUCCGAUGAGCCCACGGCCGAACCGUUAGAUCCGAGCUUCUUUGAUUUUGACAACGGCGAUCCCCUCGGAAAGGAGCAACUGAAAGUGCUCAUCUAUGAAGAAGUCACAAGACCCCGCCCGCAACCGGUUACUCAGUGAGGAGGGCGACGUACGGAGGGCGGGGGCGAGAAGAGAAUAUACCCAACGCAGUAGUCGAAUAACCAAGUGUGCCACGAUAUAGCACCGGAAUGGUAAAUGUACCAUAAAUGUAUCAAGUAUAAUAUCCGAUGAUGUCAUAUCCUUGCAAUCC
Dichomitus squalens LYAD-421 SS1 is the source of this 1228-nucleotide messenger RNA. Its product is annotated as mitogen activated protein kinase-like protein. The record is from RefSeq and is a predicted model, not a curated record. Gene Ontology annotation, biological process: intracellular signal transduction; protein phosphorylation. The coding region runs from base 4 to 1077 and encodes 357 amino acids. Gene Ontology annotation, molecular function: MAP kinase activity; ATP binding. Gene Ontology annotation, cellular component: cytoplasm; nucleus. The transcript has 9 exons. Lineage: Eukaryota; Fungi; Basidiomycota; Agaricomycetes; Polyporales; Polyporaceae.